AUGUCCUCCCACGAAGACGACGGCCCUUCCUCCUUUACGAGAAUCGCUCAAUUGGAGUCUCUCAACUACAAUACUCUUCUAGAUCAGCUCGCUCUCGCUUACGACAAUCCAAACAAAAUUCAAGAAGCUAAAGAUAAGCUGCUUGCUUGCAAGCAAGGUACGGACGCUCUCUAUAUCUACCCCGACGCUAAUAAGAUUAUUGCGUUCCGCAAUAGUCUGAACUCAACUAUACGGACCCGUCUGAAUAGCCAAUUGACUCUCUCGACCACGUAUACCGAAUACGUGCACGUCACUCAGCAGCUUAAACGCUCUUCCGGCUCUUCCGGUCCUUUCGGCCCGUCUUACGGAUUCCCUCGACCUUCGGCUCCCUUUCUUCAGAACCGCCCUCGCACGUCAACGGGCCCUCCUCCCGGCGACCUAAUGGACCUUUCGGCAAUCGACCGCGCUCAACAACUCGAGCAAUUGCAGCACGUCAACGAGCUCGGCGCUAUAGAGCUUAUCGACGCUCACGAGGCUGACCAAACUCAGCUGUUGAAAGACCGAUACCCUACUCUCUAG
Molecule: messenger RNA, 558 nt
Organism: Drepanopeziza brunnea f. sp. 'multigermtubi' MB_m1
Lineage: Eukaryota; Fungi; Ascomycota; Leotiomycetes; Helotiales; Drepanopezizaceae
Source: RefSeq, a predicted model, not a curated record